This is a messenger RNA of Cylicostephanus goldi, 891 nucleotides long. NCBI's taxonomy places the organism in Eukaryota, Metazoa, Nematoda, Chromadorea, Rhabditida, Strongylidae. The record is from the annotation of a GenBank genome assembly.
ACGCAUUACCUCGUAAGACAAGCUCACAAAGGUCCCGUCACUUGCAUCGCAUUUGCUCCAGACUCGCAAAGGAUUCUCUCCAGGGGUCUCGACGAUUCCUUGAAGAUGUGGUCCCUGAAAGAUAACAAGAAACCUCUUCUCGAAGUUUAUGAUUUGGAAAACGCAUUUGGAAGCACCGAUUGUGGCUUUUCACCGAGGGGAGAGUUGGUGUAUACUGGCACAUCGUCGCCUGGUGAGGAUAUGCCAGGGAAGCUGAUGUUUUUCAAUGCCGAAACGUUUGAGCUAAGCUGCACCAAAAUUGACUGGCAUCCCAAAUUGAAUCAGAUUUUGGUUGGACUUAGCGAUGGCACAAUCAGAAUUUACUACGAUCAGCAGCUGUCAACCCGUGGAGUCAUGACGUGCGUCACGAAGCCAAUCAAAAGAAAUCGUGCCAGCGAGUUUGUUAGAGAAGAGAUGAUCUUGUCACCGCUGACAUUGGAAAUGUUCCAACCUCGUGGUGAAGAAGGAGAAGAGAAAGAAGUGACAGGUUUCCGGCUCAAGAAGUACCUCCGGAUGCGGGAUAAUCAGCAAAGGCCACAGUUCCGAAAGCCAGCCGACGUGCCUAUUGGAAGGAGUGCUAAUGGAAGAGUGGUGGCUAGUGGAGGCAGUUUGCAUUCGUAUGUAGCGCAGCAGAUUGGUACUAUGAAGAAUAAAUCCUUCUUGGAAGACACUGAUGUUAGGACCAGUAUCCUUCGACAUGCUGAAGAGGCAGCGAAACAUCCCAUGUAUGUUGACUUGGCUUACAAGAAGACCCAGCCAAAACCGAUCUUCCAAGAAAAAACCACUGCACCCGAAGAAGAGGAGCCUGAUACAGAAUUACAACCAGUAUUCAAGAUGCCACGGUUGAAUUAA